GGUACUAGUGGUACACUUCAUCAAUACACUACACCUGUUAUCACAUCUAGGCGUUUUCUGUCAUCUCGGUCGCCAGAAAUUGAAACCUGAAAACGUCGAUUUUUUUCACAUUUAGAAGUGGACAAAAGUGAACAUUGUAUCCAAAAGCUGACAGAACUAACACGUUCUGACGUUCUUCGACCAGAAGGAGAAUAUAACAAGAGAUAGGUGGGACGGAAACUUGGUGGAAAUAAGUGCGAGAAGUUUUGUUUUUCCGUGGAUUAUAAAAAUGGCCGUCAGGGAAGUUUUCACUUCCGUGUUGGUGGUGCUGACCGUGUUUUUGGCGAGUCGUGACGGGGCGUGGGGCCGCCCAUCCGGGGCACCGACAGCCGCUUGUACGACGCUCACACCCGGACAUCUUAACAAUGGUCAACCCAUCUCUGCUCAAGCUUUUGCUAGCCCCUAUGUUAUUAAAGUUCAGCCAACGAAAUACACUCCUGGGCAACCUGUCACGGUGACCAUUGAAAGUUCCUUCAGCUUCCGAGGAAUACUCUUGCAAGCUCGAAGUGGUGACACACCAGUUGGUACUUGGCAAGCCCCUAUUGGUUAUCAGCUUCUUCAGUGCACCAAUCCAGGAGACUCCCUGACCCACACAAGCAUGGAUUUAAAGGCAGGCGGUGCCCAGUUUACGUGGACUCCACCCAAUUCUGCCACAGGAAUUAUCAAAAUAAUGGGAACAAUUGCCCUCCAAAAGGAAAUUUUUUGGACUGGACACGUUGCGGCCAUUUCACCAGCAUCUGGAGUUCCAACAGCUGAUUGUGCAAGUGAGCCUUGUGUCAAUGGGCUGUGUUUCCAAGGGAGUCCUGGCGUGCAUUUCUGUUCAUGUGACUCGGGAUUUGAAGGACCUACUUGUAGUAGUCAAAUAUACAGCCCAUACUGUAUGGAUGGUCGUGUUUGUGGCAUGGGAGGCACCUGUUAUCAGUCAUCUACGACUCCUGGUACAUACUUUUGUGUCUGUGAUACAAUGCACACUGGUGCCGACUGUAUGACGGAAAUAACCGCAUGCAACCCUAACCCAUGCCAGAACAGCGGAACCUGUGCCCUUAACGGAAGUGGUUUUUCUUGUACAUGCCCAACGGGAUAUACCGGCACCAUGUGUGAAACAGUACCUCCUCCCAAUGCUUGUGAUUCCAACCCUUGUAUGAAUGGUGGAGUUUGCAUGGCCAGUGGGAACACCCAUACUUGCGACUGUCCGGACGGAUUUACUGGAGCUAACUGUGAGACACAAGUACCUCCUCCCAAUGCUUGCGAUUCCAACCCUUGUAUGAAUGGCGGAGUUUGCACGGCCAGUGGGAACACCCAUACUUGCAAUUGUCAGGAUGGAUUUACUGGAGCUAACUGUGAGACACAAGUGGACUGUUCACCUUCUUACCCUUGUGAGAAUCAAGGGACUUGCAAUGCCAACGGACAGUGCAUGUGCCCCACUGGUUACACAGGCAAUCGCUGCCAAACUACAGUCACAACCUUGCCACCGCUCCUAACAACAGCACAGUUGACAACGCAAAUCCCAAGCCUGGCCUGUGAGUCAGAUCCGUGCCAAAAUGGCGGUACUUGCCGAGAUGGAACCGGCAACUCGUAUAACUGUGAAUGUGCCGGUGGUUACCAAGGCCUUAAUUGUGAAACUGCUGCCGACACCUGCGUGGUGGGAAUGACUUGCAUGAAUGGUGGUUCCUGUAGUGCAUCUAGUGGUCAGAUCUGUGUAUGUGCAGCAGGCUUCACUGGAACGAACUGUGACACUACCGAAACAAAUUAUUGCACUAGCAAUCCUUGUAAGAAUGGCGGAACUUGCAUCAGCAUAAACGACCGGUUCACAUGCGCCUGUAAAAACGGCUACGUGGGACAGACUUGUACCACUCUGACCACCAACGGCAAUGGUACCAAUAGCCAGACGGGACUCCCCCUGGAGAUCUGGUGGAUUGCCCUGAUCGCUCUGAUCGGUCUUCUCCUGAUCAUCAUCGCCAUUGCCGUCUGCGUCACCGUCAUCCGCUCCGGCGAUUCAGAUCAGGCCCACAUUAUUGGCAACCGCAAUGCCAAGGGAUAUCCCUAAACUCCGCCUCCGAAAAAAAAAAUUGCACUGGUCUCUCCCAUCUGGGCCCAAAUUCUCAACUGGGCCCACAUUCUCAACUGGGCCCAAAUUCUCAACUGGGCGAAAUUUCAUAGAGCUGCUACGUACAAAAAAAGUGCUAAGCAAAUUUGUGAGCUAAGCACGAAUAACUGAGAAAGCAGUCAAGUGCAAUACAUAUUACAUGACAUUUCGGCUUGUAACCUGUUUUUUUUGCUAAGCAGAAAGAUUCUGUGCUAAGCACAUUUCUGUGCUUGGCAGUUUUAUAAGAUUUAGCCCCUGUAAUUGGCCAAUCUUACAGAGCAGGGCCCAAUUUCAUGGCGCUGCUUAACAGUUAGCAGAAAAGUUGUGCUUGUACUACAGCUGAAAAUUGUGCUAACAUUAAGCACUAUGUUUUUACGGUGUGGAUGUGCUAACGGUUGAACGCGAUGGAGAUUUCCAUUGUUACGUCACUAAGUAAAGCGAAUUUUUCUUCUGAGGUACGCGUGCCCUUUGCUGUGUUUACUGCUUACGGUCUCCAUCGCCAUGAAAUUAGGCCCAGCUCAUCAGCACAGAAAGCAAAGUUACUUACUGAUUGAUGCUUAUAGCACAUGCAUUACUUUUGCCUAGGAGCUUCAUGACAUUGGUACUCAGUGAUCUUUGGUAAGCAAAUAACACUCUGUUUGUAAAGAUGCACACUUUAAUUUUUCAGGGUUUUUUUUUCCAAAAAGUAAAGUCUUUUUAUUGAUAACUUCAUUGUCUGUUAGCAUCAGUGGAACUUUUCAACUGUACGUUACUUCCUCGCUUAUGACAAUAUCAAAAAUGGGGAAUCCCAACCUAUGGCUGGAAAGCUCAGUUUAUUGGUAUAGAGCACCGGACCGGCAAUUCAGAGGUCACUGGUUCAAACCCCACUCCCCGGAAUGUCGAGUUUAUACCUCUGCUUUUCAGAACCAAUCUCUUAGUUCAAGAAAAUAUUCCACAUGGUGUUUAGGCAAACCUUUCAUUCAUUAGCCCGCCUCCAGUCAAUUUCUUUCCUCAAUUUUAAAAUAUAAAACACAAGUUAAAUCUUUGGCACAGGUAACAAAAAGAUGUGUAUGGAUGUAGUGUUUUUUUGUGUCGAGGACAGAGUGCAUGAGUGAACUACUUGACAUGAAUCAGGCAUGCAACUUGUCCUCGGAUUGGCAGGUUUUCUCUUUUUUUUAAUUUCCGUGUGUGUCAUUAAAAAUAGAACACUGUACAAAGUCUUGGACAUAUUUCAAUUUCCUCUUUUUUUGUGCGUGCCUGAUGAAUUGUUGAUGAGAAAUCGAGAUUGUCAAAAGCCAUCCCAUCGGAUUGAAGAAAAGCCAUCCCAUCGGAUUGAAGGCAAACUAAUUUGAUCAGCUGCGGGCAGCUUUCCUUCAUGAAUUGCCAUUUUAAUCAAGUGAAAAGCCUUUCAGUGUUGAUGUUUGACUUCAAACACUGUCAGACAGGUACAUUUAAUUAUCCGUUCUUUCCUCACAGUGCCAAGAUCUUUUAUUAUGUGGAUGAUUGUAACAUUUAAGGGAAGAGACCCUGCAUUAGCUGAUAUAUCGGCUAGAAUGUCUUAAGUGCAUUGUUUUAAUUCUGUCUUCUUUAUAGGCAAUUGAUAACGUACAUGUACUCAAAAGAAUGAACCCGCUGAAAAGUACAGUAGAUUGCUUUUUACCCAGUACACUUCUGGAACCUAGUUUUGAGAGCUAAAUAUAUUUUUUUUAAAGUAACCAAGUUUUAAUGAUUGUAUAAGUAGAAAUACACAGUCUACACUACUUGUAUUAGUAUCAUUUUCUAGAGAGAAAAAAAUUCUUGUCCAUUUAAAAAAAAUUUGGAAUGUCUUCCAAUUUUUUAUUUUUUUUUAAAAUUAAUAAAUACAUUUAAGGGCUGGGCAAAAUACGGUGAUUCCGAGAGCUCGGUACGCAAACAGUAGACAAUGCUUUGUUAGGCCUACCACUUGAGAAAUUCAGUGGGAGAGACACACGCCUGAUUGUAAUCUGAAGUUGGGCCUAAACGUCCAUACUCUCAGUUGAGAAGCUGAAUUGCGAAGGACGUGGUUGAUCAGAAGGCAUGUCAAGUCGCCUCAGGCUGCCGCCAUACGACCCCUUUCUGACCACAGAGCACAGCCAGCGAUCGAAGGUGUUGAUGUUGCAUAUUGCCAGGCUUACGGCAGCAAUGCAUUUAAGGGCCCCUCCAAGUGGUCCCCCAACUCUCUCUUUUAAACCGUUGAGGGGGUACUUGUUGCACAUAGAUCCCACUCUCCCCCAGCCCAAUUUCACUCCCACCUAAAACAAAAUUUGAUACUAGAACCAGAUUUUGUAAAUUCGUUCAAGGACUGAACUAAAAAAAAAAGGCAAAGCCUUUAAAAAUAAUACAGCGCAAUAAUUGUGUCCUUUUUAAAUUGAUUUUGUUGCGGAGUAGAUUUGCUGUAAACUUUGUGCCAAUUACUUGCGUGCGCGCGUAGCUUCGUAGUCGUAGUUUGGGAUAAAAUAUCUGACUUUUAUAAUCGCAAAUCAGUUUAAUCGGUUGUAUAUUUCAGUACCAAGUUUCAAAAUGGAUUGUACGCUUUUGGUAUUGAGAAACAAAAUAUAUAUGCAAUGUAUUUAAAGGAGUUUCUUUUAGUGAAUAUUAGUGUUUUCUACCGACAAGCUUUCAUAUGUAUACAGUGGGCCUUAUAUUAUUUUAGUACAUGUACAUAUGUGGAUGGAAUGUUUUUGAAAGGAAUAAUGAAAUUCUAGAUUCUAGGCUGAAGACGGAUUUUGACAAAUUUUGUAUUUCUUCAUGUACAUAUACACAGUCGUCAAGUGCUUAAAAGGAGAUGUUAUUAA
Messenger RNA from Patiria miniata (bat star), 4917 nucleotides. RefSeq names its product fibropellin-1-like. NCBI's taxonomy places the organism in Eukaryota, Metazoa, Echinodermata, Asteroidea, Valvatida, Asterinidae. Bases 269 to 2086 code for a protein of 605 amino acids. Gene Ontology annotation, cellular component: plasma membrane; protein-containing complex. Gene Ontology annotation, biological process: heterophilic cell-cell adhesion; establishment or maintenance of epithelial cell apical/basal polarity. The record is from RefSeq and is a predicted model, not a curated record. Gene Ontology annotation, molecular function: calcium ion binding. The transcript has 13 exons.